CUAUUAGACGUUGUCUUUUUUUAAAACGAUUAUGAAAUGCACAUCGAUUCUGUACAGGCGAUAGUUUCGCCAUUCCUGUGAGGGAAUCAAACUCGCGACCUCACUGCGACGAAGAGGUUAGUACGAGAACUAGAAGACAAUUUCACGAUCGAGGGUUUCGGACUGGCUAUUUCGGUCUCACGAAGAGGCCCCGAAAACCCAAGUAAAUUAUCAAACGCGUACUCAAUAAUAAACUUAUAACAGAUUUGUCUGUUACAGAGGUGGAAACCACUGGAGCUGCUUCUUAUCUAUAAUUAGGGUUUUUUAAAACAGCAAAACAGGGGGCUGCAAUGUCCCAAAAUGGGAAAUUGACGCCUCAGUUGGAUAAGGAAGCCACCAAUAUGCUUAAUCUCACCGUUCUUCAGCGGAUUGAUCCCUAUGUCGAACAGAUCCUCACCACCGCUGCGCACGUCACAUUCUACAAGAUGGACGUCGAAACCACAACAUGGAGCCGCAAAGAUGUCGAAGGUUCGCUCUUCGUUGUGAAAAGGAAGACGCAACCGAGGUUUCAGUUCAUUGUGAUGAAUAGGCGUAAUACUGUUUCUGAUUUUGUAUUACAAACAGAGAACUUGGUACAGGAUCUACUUGGCGGUUUUCAAUUUGAGGUUCAAGUUCCAUAUUUGCUUUACCAGAGUUCAGCCAAAGAGGUGACUGGGAUCUGGUUUUAUAACCACCAUGAAUGUGAAGAGAUUGCAAAUCUUUUUAACAGGAUACUGAGUGCCUUCUCCAAAGUUUCUCCAAAACCAAAAUCAUUUACACCUAACAGCUCUGAGUUUCAAGAGCUGGAAGGAGUUCCAACUUUGGCAAUCAUGGAGGGUCCUCUAGAGUCUACUGAAUCAACUCCAGUCACCGAUGCAGAGGUUUCUGAAGAGCCCCUUGAACAUUUUUUUGUGGAAUCAGCUUCCUUGAUGCCAUCAGCAGCUACACACAGUUUACCAAGUUGGUCACUGAGAAGUUCUUCACCAAUGCCUACACUAAUGCCUCUUCCAUCCCCUCCUUUAGCAGCUCCAUCUGUGCCAAUGGGUUACAUGGGUCGAGUGGAUGUUGGCACAAGCCACCUCACAACUCCCAUGAAACCUUCUUUCUUUGUACCACCACAUUCCUCUUCAACACUGAUGCCUCCACUGAUUUAUUCAGCACCAACAGCUCCACCACUUCAGCCCCCUUCAUAUCUGCAGCCUUCACAUGGGGAACCACUUCUUCAACCUUUCCCUCCUCCUGCUCCAUCACCAUCUCUUACUCCAGCUUCAAGCAUGAGUCAUGGGCCAAUUAUGACAAGGGAUGGAAUCAGUAAUGCACUACUUAGAUUACUAAAGAAUGAGCAUUUCAUUGACAUGGUGUAUCGGGAGAUGAUGAAUGCACACCUUUCAUGAGGAUGUUGGGAAUAUCUUCUGAAGUUUAUCGGAUUGUAAACAUGUUCAUUUUGGCAUAUAUUCGUAUAGUGUUUUGCUAUAUGUGAUGAUAGAAUUAUGUAAUAUUUUGUAUCUAAAAGAUCAUCUGAGAGCUAUUAAACCUUGUAGAAAAGAGUGUUCAAUUUGUACAUUACGGAUGGUUAAUCAUUUUACUUUUUCAUUUUUGCAGUAAAGGUGUAAUAUUUUCGUUUGUUAUUUUUCAUUUUUAACAUUACUUUCGAUGAUACUUAUUUAUUGAGCUCUCUGAUAUUUUGUUACAAGAAAGCUGUGGAGAGAUGCAUAGUUAAAUUGUUGAAAGCAACAUGUAUUUCUCACAUAAUGUAGUGAAUUGAAAUCAAGAACGAUAGUUUGGAUCUAUAUAAUAUAGAUGCCAUUUAUACUGU
Cryptomeria japonica (Japanese cedar) is the source of this 1834-nucleotide messenger RNA. Its product is annotated as mRNA-decapping enzyme-like protein. Gene Ontology annotation, molecular function: enzyme activator activity; mRNA binding. The transcript is spliced from 8 exons. NCBI's taxonomy places the organism in Eukaryota, Viridiplantae, Streptophyta, Pinopsida, Cupressales, Cupressaceae. The record is from RefSeq and is a predicted model, not a curated record. Gene Ontology annotation, cellular component: P-body. Bases 330 to 1412 code for a protein of 360 amino acids. Gene Ontology annotation, biological process: deadenylation-dependent decapping of nuclear-transcribed mRNA; deadenylation-independent decapping of nuclear-transcribed mRNA; positive regulation of catalytic activity.